Molecule: messenger RNA, 2574 nt
Organism: Paramormyrops kingsleyae
Lineage: Eukaryota; Metazoa; Chordata; Actinopteri; Osteoglossiformes; Mormyridae
Source: RefSeq, a predicted model, not a curated record
ACAGAGAAACCAUGUCACCCCCGUGUGUCCUCCUCUUCAGCCUCUCUCUACUCAUCCCUUCCACAGCAGCACUGCUGUUUGACAUGCCCAGAAUCUACGGAGACGACGCGACGGGCUACGGGCCGGUGUUUGAGGAGCAGCCCAUGGACACCAUCUACCCAGAGGAGUCUCCAGAGGGAAAACUCUCCAUGAACUGUCGCGCCCGAGCCAACCCUCCUGUCACAUAUAAAUGGAAGAUAAACAGCUGGGAGAUUAAGCUGUUGGAGCAGCCGGACGAGCACUACAGCCUGGUAGGUGGCAACCUGGUGGUCACCAACCCCGACCGAAGCAAACACACGGGGAGGUACGUGUGUGUGGCCCAGAACAUCUACGGGAUCAUCAUCAGCAAGGAGGCCAUCGUCAAAUUUGGCUACUUGAAUCCGUUCUCCACAGAAGAACGCGAAGCAGUACAAGUGAGAGAGGGACAAGGGGUGGUUCUGCUGUGUGUACCACCCGACCAUAACGCAGAUGAUGUGACGUUCCGCUGGAUUCUCAAUGAGGCCCCCAAUUUCCUGCACCCCGACAAACGGCGCUUUGUCUCCCAGACCACUGGAAACCUGUACAUCUCUAAAGUGGAGCCAUCAGACUUCGGCAACUAUUCCUGCUAUAUGUCCAGCUUAGCCGUCUCCAAAAGUGUGAUAAGCCCGUUCAUUCCUCUGAUCCCGCUAACAGAGCGCACGGUUUAUAAGUAUGCGGCUGACAUAAGAGUAAAAUUUCCAAAAACCUACGCCCUGGUGAAUCAGAACGUCACCCUCGAAUGCUUUGCCUUGGGAAAUCCCAUCCCAGAGAUCCGCUGGCGGAAGCUGGAUGCCGAGCUGCCUGCCAAUCAUGAGAUAACCAUGGCCGGGGCGCUGCUGCACCUCUUCAACGUGCAGAUAGAGGAUGAGGGCUACUAUGAGUGUGAGGCCCUCAACUCCAAAGGCAAGGACUGGCACAAGGCCUACCUCUACGUGGAAGCCGCCCCUGAGUGGGCGGCACACAUCAACGACACAGAGAAGGACAUCGGCAGCGAGCUGACCUUGUCGUGUGUAGCUAACGCAAGACCGGAGCCCUAUAUCCGCUGGCUGAAAAAUGGAUAUUCGUACGGCAAGGGGGAGCUGAAGUUCAGCUCACUCACCUUCGAGGAUUCCGGAAUGUACCAGUGCAUCGCCGAGAACCGGCACGGAAGCAUCUACGCCAACGCCGAGCUGCGUGUGAUUGCCUGUCCUCCAACAUUUGAGAACAACCCGGUGAGGAGAAGGCUUCUGGGAGCCAGGAAUGGCCGUGUGGUCAUCGAGUGCAAACCCAAGGCUGCUCCCAGGGCCAAGAUCACUUGGAGCAAAGGAACCACGAUGCUGACCAACUCGUCACGGAUUCGUGUCUGGGAUGAUGGGAGCCUGGAGAUCUUCAACGCCACAAAGGCAGAUGAGGGGAUGUACACCUGCUUCGCGGAGAAUGACAGGGGCAAGGGCAACAGCACCGGCACCCUGUCCAUCACAGAGGCCACCCAGAUCACCGUGGCCCCAUCCGACACGGAGGUGCGUGUGGGGGAGACGGCUCGCUUGCAGUGCGUCGCCUUCCAUGACCCAGACCUGGACAUUACCUUCAUCUGGUCUGUGGAUACACACGUUAUCGACUUUGACCGGGAGAACGAGUACUACGAGCGUAUCAUGACCCGAGAGUCGAGUGGGGAGCUGUGGAUCAAGAAUGCACAGCUGAGGCAUGCCGGCCGCUACAGCUGCACUGCCCAGACUAUAGUGGACAACAGCACAGCCUGGGCGGACCUCAUCGUCAAUGGACCCCCGGGACCACCAGGUGGUGUACGCGCAGAAGAAAUCCGGGAGAAGACGGUGAGGCUGGUGUGGACUCGUGGCACCAGCAACCACAGUCCCAUCAUCAAGUACAUCAUCCAGACCAGGGAUCAGUUCACUCCAGAUCGCGAGGAGUGGCGAGAUGCCAGCACCUCUCCACCAGUUGUCCAGGGUAGUGAGGAGAUGACCACCGUGGUGGACCUGUACCCCUGGUGUUACUACGAGUUCCGCGCCAUCGCCGUCAAUGAUCUGGGGAUGGGCGAGCCCAGCAUCCCGUCCAUUAAAAUCCGCACCUACGAUGCAGUUCCCACCAUGGCCCCCCCAGACAUCGGCGGGGGAAGCAAUGUUAACGGUGAGGUCUUCAUCACCUGGACGCCCCUGCUGCCGCAGUACUACAACGGGAAGAAGUUCGGGUACGUGGUGGCCUUCAAACAGCACGACGAGUAUGAGUGGAGACGGGUGACAGUGGCCGACCCGGAAGCUAGGCGCUAUGUGCACAAGGACUCCUACAUCCUGCCCAACACAGAGUUCCAGGUGAAGGUGAAAGCCUAUAACAUCAAGGGAGAGGGUCCCUACAGCCUGACCGCCGUCAUAUACACCGCGCAGGAUGUUCCCUCGGAGGCUCCGACUGAGGUCGUGGCGCGGGCCAUGACCGCCACCGAAGCCAUGGUGUGGUGGUUGCCCGUCUACCAGCAAAUUGUCGAAGGUUAUCAGGUGAGGCUGGACAUGCUUCACUCACACACCG